AUGGCACGGGGAGGAGCUCACGUCGUCGCGGCGGCGGCUCUGCUGCUCCUGCUGCUCCUCGCGGCAGGCGGCGGCGGCGUGCAUUGCCUGAGGUCAAGGGCGGUGAGCGGCGCCACGGUCCUGGAGCUGCGGCACCACGCCAGCUUCGGCCCAGGCGGCAGGAGCAGCAGGGCGGAGGAGGCCCGCGGCGUCCUGGCCUCCGACGCCGCCAGGGUCUCGUCGCUGCAGCGGCGCAUCGGCAGCUACGGGCUGAUCAGGUCGUCGGACGCGGCGUCCAAGCUGGCGCAGGUCCCCGUCACCUCCGGCGCCAUGCUCCGGACGCUCAACUACGUCGCCACCGUGGGCAUCGGCGGCGGCGAGGCCACGGUGAUCGUGGACACGGCGAGCGAGCUCACCUGGGUGCAGUGCAAGCCGUGCGACGCCUGCCACGACCAGCAGGAGCCGCUCUUCGACCCGUCGGCGUCGCCGUCCUACGCCGCCGUGCCGUGCAACUCCUCCUCCUGCGACGCGCUGCGGGUGGCCACCGGGAUGUCCGGCCAGGCCUGCGACCAGCCCGCGACCUGCAGCUACGCCCUCAGCUACCGCGACGGGUCCUACUCCCGCGGCGUGCUGGCGCACGACAAGCUGAGCCUGGCCGGCGAGAACAUCGAGGGCUUCGUGUUCGGCUGCGGCACCAGCAACCAGGGCCCGUUCGGCGGCACGUCCGGGCUGAUGGGGCUCGGCCGGAGCCAGCUCUCGCUCAUAUCCCAAACCAUGGAGCAGUUCGGCGGCGUGUUCUCCUACUGCCUGCCGCCGAAGGAGUCCGGCUCGUCGGGGUCCCUCGUCCUCGGCGACGACUCCUCGGUGUACCGGAACUCCACCCCGAUCGUGUACACCGCGAUGGUCUCCGACCCGCUGCAGGGGCCCUUCUACAUGGUCAACCUGACCGGGAUCACCGUGGGCGGCGAGGAGGUGCAGUCCCCGGGGUUCUCGGCCGGCGGCGGCGGCAGGGCCAUCGUCGACUCCGGCACGAUCAUCACGAGCCUGGUGCCGUCCGUGUACGCGGCGGUGCGGGCCGAGUUCCUGAGCCAGCUGGCGGAGUACCCGCAGGCGCCGCCCUUCUCCAUCCUGGACACCUGCUUCGACCUGACGGGGCUGAGGGAGGUGCAGGUGCCGAGCCUGAAGCUGGCGUUCGACGGCGGCGCGGAGGUGGAGGUGGACUCCAAGGGCGUGCUCUACUUAGUCAGCGGCGACGCCUCCCAGGUGUGCCUAGCGCUGGCCGCCCUCAGGUCCGAGGACGACACCCCGAUCAUCGGCAACUACCAGCAGAAGAACCUGAGGGUGAUUUUCGACACCGCGGGGUCUCAGAUCGGGUUCGCGCAAGAGACUUGUGAUUACAUUUGA
Messenger RNA from Triticum turgidum subsp. durum (durum wheat), 1383 nucleotides. NCBI's taxonomy places the organism in Eukaryota, Viridiplantae, Streptophyta, Magnoliopsida, Poales, Poaceae. The record is from the annotation of a GenBank genome assembly.